AAACCCUAGUCUCGCCCGUAUCCUUCAUAUACAAAAUCAAUAAAAAUAAGAUCUCUUCUUCAAAACCCUAAUUCCCUUCAACUCCACAGCCCCAGACGCCGGUUCCGGCUCCCUCACCCCCGUCGUCCGUCACCCCGCCGCCGUCCCCUGCUCCCAUCUAAUUGAUUUAGGGUUGAAGAAAACGCAACUGCCUCUCUUCGUCUCUGGUAGUUCACUAAGGGUUUAUCGGUUUUAAGUCAUUUACAGCGAAAGUAUGGCUUCAGUUACUUUGAAAAAGAACUACCGCUGUGUUCAGUCCUUGCAACAGUUUUACUCAGGCGGACCGUACGCAGUUUCUUCAGAUGGAUCAUUCAUUGCUUGUGCCUGCAAUGACACCAUCACCAUAGUUGAUUCUUCAAAUGCUUCCAUUAAAUCCACUAUUGAAGGAGAUUCGGAGUCUGUUACAGCUAUUGCUCUUAGCCACGAUGACAAAUUCCUCUUUAGCGCCAGUCACAGCCGUCAAAUUAGUAUGUGGGAUCUUUCUUCACUUAAAUGCUUGCAUUCUUGGAAGGGUGGUCAUCAGGGUCCAAUAAUGGCGAUGACAUGUCACGCUUACGGUGAAAGUGAAUUGCUGGCAACUGCUGGAGCAGAUGGCAAAGUAAAUGUAUGGGAUGUUGAAGGGCAUUUCUGUACACAUUCCUUUAAGGGUCAUAAAGGGGUUGUGACGAGUGUUAUUUUUCAUCCUGACCCAACUCGUUGGCUGCUUUAUUCUGGAUCUGAUGAUACAACUGUACGCGUUUGGGAUCUAAUAAGCAAGAAAUGUGUUGCAACCUUAGAAAGACAUCGUUCAUCUGUGACAACCGUUGCAAUAACAGAAGAUGGAGGGACCUUGUUGAGUGGUGGCAGAGAUCAGGUUGUAAACAUGUGGAACCUUCAUGACUACAGCUGCACAAAGAGUAUACCUACCAAUGAAGCAAUUGAAGCCGUAUGUGUUAUUGGCACCACAACUUCUUUUGCUUUGUGUCUGCAGAGCAAGAAAACCGGGGACAAGUCAGCCGUUCAAUUUCUCACUGUUGGCGAACAUGGAAUUGUACGAAUAUGGAAUUCCCAUGGUGCGGUCUGCUUAUUUCAGCAAGCAUCUUCAGAUGUUACAGUAAGCAAAGACGACGAAGAGGAAGCUAAAAGAGGUUUCACAUCAGCGGUGAUGUUGCCAUCUGGUCAAGGGUUGCUAUGUGUCACUGCUGACCAAGAAUUUCUUUUUUAUUCUCCAAUCGAAUCGCAAGAAGGACGUUUUCAGUUGAAUCUUAACAAAAGACUUGUAGGAUACAAUGAGGAGAUAGUGGAUAUGAAGUUCGUGGGUGUUGAAGAACAGUUUCUUGCUGUCGCUACAAGUGUUGAACAGGUGCGAGUGUAUGAUCUUGGCUCGAUGUCAUGUUCGUACGUUUUGGCAGGCCACACCGACAUUGUAUUAUGUUUAGAUACGUGUACAACAAGCUCUGGAAGAACAUUAAUUGUUACGGGGAGCAAAGAUAACACUGUAAGAUUAUGGGAUUCUGACAGUCGAUGUUGCAUCGGGGUUGGAAAAGGUCACAUGGGCGGGAUUGGAGCAGUUUCCUUUGCAAAGAAAUUACAUAAUUUUUUUGUUAGUGGUAGCAGUGAUCUCACUCUGAAGUUAUGGAGUUUAGAUGACCUAUCCGAUGAUGUGAACGAUGCAUUUACUUUGAAAACUAAAGCAGCCACUGCAGCCCAUGAUAAGGACAUUAAUGCUCUUGCUGUUGCACCGAAUGACAGUCUUAUUUGUAGUGGGUCCCAGGAUCGUACCGCUCGUAUCUGGAAACUUCCAGAUUUAACACCUGGUGUUGUACUCAGAGGCCACAAAAGAGGAAUCUGGUCUGUAGAGUUUUCACCAGUCGAUCAGUGUGUAAUAACUGCCUCUGGAGACAAGACUAUAAAGAUCUGGGCCAUAUCAGACGGUUCUUGUUUAAAAACAUUUGAAGGUCACACAUCCAGUGUUUUUAAAGUUCAAUUUCUCACUCGCGGUGCUCAGUUUGUUUCUUGUGGUGCCGACGGUUUGCUAAAGCUCUGGACCGUUAAGACAAACGAAUGUGUUGCAACUUAUGAUCAACACGAGGACAAGGUGUGGGCCCUUUCUGUGGGGAAGAAAACCGAAAUGUUGGCGACAGGUGGCAGUGAUGCUGUGAUAAACCUUUGGCAUGAUUCUACUGCUGCAGAUAAAGAGGAUGCAUUCCGGAAAGAGGAGGAAAGUGUAUUAAAAGGCCAAGAGCUGGAAAAUGCUGUAUUAGAUGCCAAUUACACCAAAGCAAUACAUCUUGCAUUCGAGCUUCGUAGACCGCACAAACUGUUCGAGUUAUUCGGUGCACUUUGCAGGAGUGAAGAUGCUAAAAAUCAAGUGAAAUCGGCUCUUGGUGUUCUUAGCACGGACGAAUAUCGUUUAUUAUUAGAGUAUGUACGGGAAUGGAACACGAAACCGAAGCUUUGCCACGUUGCCCAAUUUGUGCUUUUUCAGGUUUUCAGUAUCCUUUCACCAACAGAGAUAGUUGAGAUGAAAGGUGUUGGAGAGCUUCUAGAAGGACUGAUACCGUAUUCUCAGAGGCAUUACAGCAGGAUAGACAGAUUGGAACGGAGCACGUUCCUGUUGGAUUACACACUUAAUGGGAUGUCGAUUGUUGAACCAGAAACAGAAACAGAACCAGAAACGGGUGUUGUAGAUGACCCGAAGGACGAGUCUUUAAUGGAGGUUGUGGGUCAAGGGCAAGAACCGGCUGGUGAAGAAGAUGGUUUGAAGAAACGUUCUUCGAAGAAAAGGAAAUCCCAUAAAUUGAAUGGUGGAAAUAAGAAAAUUAAGGGAUAGUUUCCCAGAAAAUGAAAUUUGAUAUUUUGUUGUUUUAACUUGGUGUUCUGGAAUUUUGUUAGAGCUCCAGAAAGAAACGAAAAUAUAUUUGAGUAGGUGUUGUGACAUGUGGUUUCAGAAGGUAAUUAGUUUUAAUCUCUGGUUGUUUUGUGUUUUA
This is a messenger RNA of Helianthus annuus (common sunflower), 3008 nucleotides long. Its product is annotated as transducin beta-like protein 3. Gene Ontology annotation, molecular function: protein binding; U3 snoRNA binding. The coding region runs from base 254 to 2851 and encodes 865 amino acids. The record is from RefSeq and is a predicted model, not a curated record. NCBI's taxonomy places the organism in Eukaryota, Viridiplantae, Streptophyta, Magnoliopsida, Asterales, Asteraceae. Gene Ontology annotation, cellular component: small-subunit processome; nucleolus; 90S preribosome. Gene Ontology annotation, biological process: endonucleolytic cleavage in 5'-ETS of tricistronic rRNA transcript (SSU-rRNA, 5.8S rRNA, LSU-rRNA); endonucleolytic cleavage to generate mature 5'-end of SSU-rRNA from (SSU-rRNA, 5.8S rRNA, LSU-rRNA). The transcript has 13 exons.